AUGGAUUUCCGUCUGGUGCCCCGGGGCACCGACCGAAACUAUACGGGUUUCUUGACGAAGACGAUCGUCUACUCAGGCACUUUGGUGCUCUUCUUAGCUGCUUUUGCCUUGACUAUAUCUUCUAUCGUGAUUCCUCGAUGGGUCAGUUAUCACAGUGAAAAGCCUUCCCAUCAUUACUCCUACGGCCUUCAUCGACGCUGCUCUUCGCUCACGAAUACGUGCGAGCCUUUCCCUGAAAGCCAAGACUGCCAUGGCGAAGACCGGUAUUUCUGCUCCAUGUGGCGGUCGGUCGGGUUCUUGAUGUCCUUUGCUGUAGUGCUUGAGGGCAUGAGCAUCGUCGCGUACAUCAUCGUGCUCGGAGGCGGGAAGCGGUUGCGCGAAAAUGGAUGGCGGAUUCUCAGCCUCUUGAUUAUCCUUUCGGCAGUGGUUCAAGCCGCCGGCAUGUCUCUCGUGGCAUAUUUAUUCGAUAAUGAAGAUCGAUUCUUCGUUGGCUGGCGUCUUGACCAAUCCUGGAUCUUCUGCACUAUCAGUUGGUGCUUCAGUCUGGUCUGCGCGGGCGCGAUCGUGAUUGCGGCGCGGGUGUUGCCGUCCGAAGGAGGAUACGAGCUGAUCCCGGACAACGACGAUUUGAGAGCGACCUUGUGA
Molecule: messenger RNA, 645 nt
Organism: Penicillium oxalicum
Lineage: Eukaryota; Fungi; Ascomycota; Eurotiomycetes; Eurotiales; Aspergillaceae
Exons: 4
Coding region: 1-645 (214 amino acids)
Source: RefSeq, a predicted model, not a curated record